AUGUCCAGACCUGGUUCCGCAUUUGCUCAUGCCCCGCCUGGACCCCUGGUGACGCCGGCUGCUUCUGAUCCCCAGCACUGCGCCAACGGGGACGCCCAGCGCCGCCCCGACCACGGCCUGCCUGGCCAUCCCCAGCGCGAGCUGGAGCACGAGCGUCACCAGCGGACCCCGUCGGACUCCGGCGAUGCCUCCCGCGCCCUUGUCGACCGCAUCCCGUCUCUCUGGUCCUCCCAAUCCGCCUCCAAUGCCUCCCUCAGGAGAGCCAGCACCGCCCCUCUCGACCAGCUCCGGCAUUCCCACGUCGCUUCGUCGCCUUUCCGCUCCCAGAGCCCCCAGCUGUCCGAGAGGGACAGUAUCUUCGCUACCCACUAUCUCCCGUCCGACUCUAACGAUGCCCCCUCCCCUACACCGCCGCGCUCUCCUGUGCGAGAUGCAGACCAGCCCCGCUGCAUUGGCAUGAUAUCGAGCCCCAGAGAUGCUCCUGUCUCGUCCACCGCCGCUGCUGUCUCGAGUCCGAAUCCAUCCCGACCCCCCGUCGACACCACGGCAUCGCCCUCGCCCUCCCUUGCUUCCGCCGCGGACGACUCCGCUCUCCAGCACGACCCCUACCACCGCCAGCACCCGUCUGCCGCUGGCCGGUCCCACGUCGGCUGGGUGCGACAGCAGGAGACGGUCGAGAGCUCCAAGGUCGCCGGGACGCACCGAAUCGCCAUCCGGGAGACCUUCCAUCCACUUCGCAAGAUCGUGUCCGAAGGCGCUGGCAACGACGCUCCCGUGUCGAAAGAUCCGGACCGCAAUCUCCUGCCCUCCGCUUUGGCUGACGCGCCCCGUUUGGACCAUAUCCCCAUGGUCCGUCCGUCCUACCCCGACCACCACGAGAGAGCAAUUGCCGAACCCUGGGCGGCGGUACGGCACCACAGACAUGGUGAUGGCACGGUGGAUGUGACCUGGGGUACCAAGUUGGACCACGGUUCGAGCCGGGGUCGGAGCACCCGCGUGGAAGAGUCGAUCGAGGCCAAUCUGACCAAUGCGGAGCCAGCGGCUCAUGUGCGGAGUCGCAAGUCCAGUCACUAUCUCGGGUUGUUCAAGGAGAACACCACGUCCCCCGACCGCAAGAGACGGGAGGACCGUGGGAGGGGGCUGGAGUGUGAGGAGAACGCCGUGGAGCCGGAGGAUGAUGAGCGGCAGUAUGAGGAGGAGUCCGAGUCUCAACACACGCCGCGACCGUCCCAUGCUACGCUUCAUCUUCCGGCCGGAGAGGAGAGCGCGAAGCGCCAUCCUCCGUCCUCCGAACUCUCGAAACCGCUUUUGGAGGACACCCAAUCGCCAUCAUCCUUGGCCCAAGAGACUUCCGAGUUGGACAGCACCAGAGAUGCGGACACCCCGCGCCGUCCUUCUCGAUCGCUCCCUCGUUCCUUACUGGAGGAGAUUCGCAAUUUUCAUCUGACUUCCGGUGGCGCUCGUGGUGGUUCUUUUUCUCAGAGCAUCCCCACACAGUAUGCGGACCGUGCUCGAAACAACUUCGACAAGGAGAGCAGAGACUAUCGUAGCCAGUCUCCAGAUGCGGAUGUGGAGCGUCAGCAAGUGUCGGUCCCAGAGGAGGACGAGGACGAACAUAUUUCGUCGGCCUUGUACUUCCCGCACGAGCCGACCGCGACUGAGGACCCGUACCACCACGAGAACAAGACGCGAUUGGGCGGUUCUGAACCAGAAAUUGGCGGCCAUGUGGACAUCUCUCUCCGAUCCCGGCAUGACAGGAGCAUCUUGCAUGGCGACUUCCAAUCGACGAGCGAUGCGGAAGACAAGUCUCUGGCGACCAUCUCGGAAUACAGCCACGAAUCCACGUCCGAGUCCGAAACCGUGUCGGCCGACGAAAGCGCCGUAUCCACUCGGGAAGAGGAAUCCAGCCUGACGGACGACGCGGAGCUGACCCCAACGGCGACACCGACCCAGGGACAACGGUAUGCCCGUCCGCGACGCAAACAUGCCCAGACGCGUCCGAUCGGAGCGGUGGAAUUGAAGCCGUAUCGCCAUCAGGUUGGUGGACAUACAACGGUGUUUCGGUUUUCGCGUCGUGCGGUUUGCAAACAGCUCAACAAUCGUGAGAACGAAUUCUAUGAACGGAUCGAAAAGAGGCAUCCUGAAAUGCUCAUGUUCCUGCCGAGGUAUAUUGGUGUGUUGAACGUAACCUUUUCAAAGAAGCCAAAGCAGUCUAAGGCCAAACGCGAUGAUAGCGCACAGCAUGGGGGACCCGAGGCUGUCGACGAGCAUAAGCGGUCUGAUGAGGCUGCGACUCAAGAUCGAACGACGUCUCAGACCUCAAAGAAUCCGCAACAACCUAGAAUAUUCAGUCAGCAGCAGGUGACUGGGGUGAUUCCGAAAGUGAUCCUGGAGAAUAACAGACACAUCAUUCCUUCUGACCUUUUUCUGCCUCAACGACCGAGGACCGCGGACGAGGCAGGAUCGUCUCGAAAGGCCCUGUCUGAAGAGGGUCCUGGAUCUGACAGCCAGACCCCUAAGAGCAGUUCUGCCAACGAUGUGCCGGCCCCAACCUUGAAAAGGCACAAUAACAGCUGGGGAGCGACGACAGUUAAUCGCAAAUUACAGGAGCAGGUCCUUCGGGAGGUAUUCAGCCCGCCCACGAUUCACCACCACCACCACCACCACCACCACCGGCGACAUGCGCGCAAUCAUGCCAGUUUGCCCAGAUACCGCUCCGAUACCGCGCACCGCAGGACCAACCUCUCCGAGGAUCAGACCUCCAGUCGCCGCGCCAGCGGGGACAAGUCGCCCGCGAAAAGUCGUGCCAUUGACAUUGUCAAGAAUGCGCCCCAGGACCAAUCCGCCCUUUCAACAUCAGCCACUCUGGAGAGACACUCGAAUCCGUUGGAGAAGGUACGGACGGCCGACAGUCCGCCGCGCCCCAGUUCGGUGACCAGGGAUCGGCCGGUGAGGCGACGCCAUUCCGGAAGUGGUUUGCAGAGACGGCGGAGGAGCAUCACCAGCGGCGAUCGUGGCGAUCUCAUGUUCUUUGAAGAUGAUGGAUAUGGUGGAGACGGGGAAGAUGAGAUCUUUACUAUGGAAGGUGAUGCAUCCAUUCCGCCAUCUCCUUCGGUGAAGGCCAAUGGGUCUUCCAAGCACACCACCCCUGCUGAUCGGUCUCCUACCAAGACCACCACCUCUCCUCCUGAGCAGACGAGGCUUCCUCCCCCGAUGCCGGAGGUGGAACAUGUCCGCGUUCCGACGAAUCCAAAGGAGGCGCAACCGAAGCGCGAUGAACGAGUUCAAUACUUCAUCCUCCUGGAGGAUCUCACGGCGGGCAUGAAUAAGCCAUGUGUCCUCGAUCUGAAAAUGGGCACGCGUCAGUACGGCUUGGACGCCGACGAAAAGAAAAAGAAAUCGCAACGGCGCAAGUGUCAGACGACCACGUCGCAGCAGCUGGGUGUGCGACUCUGCGGCAUGCAAACAUGGAACGUGAAGAAGCAGGAAUAUCUCUUUGAAGACAAAUACUAUGGUCGUGAUCUGAAAGCCGGCCGGGAGUUCCAAGAUGCACUGACGCGAUUCCUCUACGAUGGGGUCAGCUACCGGAGCGUGAGCAAGAAGAUCCCCAUCAUUCUCGAGAAACUCGAGAUGCUCGAGAAUAUGAUUCGAAAGCUCAAGCGGUAUCGUUUCUAUGCCAGCAGCCUUCUCAUCCUGUAUGACGGGGAGCAGUCGCCCCCGAGCAAGCGGGGGGAGGACGGCAAGUCGAAACGGUCGCCUCUUGAGCGCCAAGCAUCAGAGGAGGGCCACAACAACACGGACGUGCAGUUGAAGAUCGUGGACUUUGCGAACUGCGUGACCGGAGAAGAUGAGCUGCCGCCCAACGUGCGUUGCCCGCCUCAACAUCCGGAUGAUGUCGAUCGAGGUUACUUGCGCGGUCUCCGCACGCUUCGCAUGUAUUUCCAGCGUAUUCUCAGGGAGGUCAGCAGCCAGGAAGACUAUGUCGAACGUGGCGAAGGCGAGGCGAUGGCUCUUGGUCACCGAGGCGGAGGCCAUGAGGGUUCUUCCGACGGGUUUUGGGUCGAAGGAGUGGUUGAGAGUGACCCGGGGGAAGUCAGUUUCUAG
Messenger RNA from Rasamsonia emersonii CBS 393.64, 4104 nucleotides. Its product is annotated as Inositol hexaphosphate kinase KCS1. Gene Ontology annotation, cellular component: nucleus; cytoplasm. The transcript has 3 exons. Lineage: Eukaryota; Fungi; Ascomycota; Eurotiomycetes; Eurotiales; Trichocomaceae. The record is from RefSeq and is a predicted model, not a curated record. Gene Ontology annotation, molecular function: inositol hexakisphosphate kinase activity. The coding region runs from base 1 to 4104 and encodes 1367 amino acids. Gene Ontology annotation, biological process: phosphatidylinositol phosphate biosynthetic process; inositol phosphate biosynthetic process.